Messenger RNA from Microbotryum saponariae, 225 nucleotides. The record is from the annotation of a GenBank genome assembly. Lineage: Eukaryota; Fungi; Basidiomycota; Microbotryomycetes; Microbotryales; Microbotryaceae.
AUGUUUUGUACCGUCUUUCCGAGCCUACGUAUCCACCAUUGCCAUGAUUACGGCUCCCCGCAAAGCCUCCUUUCUGCAGGCCGUCUUUGCCCGCGUCCGAGCGGUGACUCGUCGUUGGACCUCCUGUCUGAUAUGCAAACGGCCGCGCGUUCGAUCGACGCAGACGACGUCUCUGGCGCGGGCAAGCCCGGCUCUCGCUCCCACCUUACCCGGACCAAGUUUUGA